Molecule: messenger RNA, 2352 nt
Organism: Culex pipiens pallens (northern house mosquito)
Lineage: Eukaryota; Metazoa; Arthropoda; Insecta; Diptera; Culicidae
Product: phenoloxidase 8-like
Exons: 5
Coding region: 251-2305 (684 amino acids)
Molecular function (GO): oxidoreductase activity
Source: RefSeq, a predicted model, not a curated record
ACCAUGACUAAUCCUAGUUCAUUUAUAGCGAUAGGAAUUUGCUAUAUACACUAGAACAAAAUUGCGGUUUUUCUAUCGCAUGCUCUAAUAUGGUUUCAUGACCGAUUGAAGAUCAAUGACACUUCUAAGCCCUGUCAACAUUAUAAUAUAAAAGUGCAGCAUAACUUCGAUUGAAUGCAGUUUUGCAGCAGAUCUUCCAAUAGUGAAGUUUAUUUUUCCCGCUCAAAAUACACCAACCUUGCUCAGCAAGAUGUCUGACUGGAAGACGGGUUUUCUGUGUCUUAUGACACGCCCUUGGGAACCGCUGUUCUACCCCAGGUACGGUGGCAAAACGUACAUGUCGCUGCCGGAGAGCUACUUCAGCGACCGUUACCGUCCCAUUGCCGGCUCGAUUGCUGAUCGUUUUGGAAGUACGACUCCGUACCACGUGAACGUCAAACAAACGGAACUUCCCGAUUUGAGCUACGCGGAGGCCGUUCCGAGGCAUGCGUUCUACAAUUUGUUCAGCACUGCCCAGCGACGGAUCGCUGGUAAGCUGGUGGAGGACUUUAUGAAGCAGCCCGACCCGGAAACGUUGCUAUCGGUGGCCUCGUACGCCAGAGAUCGACUGAAUCCAACGUUGUUUCAGUACGCGCUCUCGGUUACGCUGCUGCACCGGAAGGACACCGGGCAGGUUUCGAUGCCAUCGCUGCUGGAACUGUUCCCUCAGCGAUUCAUUGAUCCACUGGCACUUCCUAAGCUGCGCGAGGAAGGUUUCAUUGUUGAUCUGCCCCAACGGAUGGCCAUUGAGAUACCGAUGAACUUUACGGCGUCGGAGGCCGAGCUCGAGCAACGGGUUGCGUACUUCCGGGAGGAUAUCGGCGUGAAUCUGCACCACUGGCAUUGGCAUCUGGUGUACCCCAUGGAUGGUCCGCUUGAGGUGGUUCGGAAAGAUCGUCGUGGGGAGUUGUUCUAUUACAUGCAUCGUCAGAUGGUUGCCCGUUACAGCGCUGAACGUUACUGUAACUUUUUGCCCCCGAUUCAACCGUUGAACAACUUUAGAAUGCCGAUUGGCGAAGCUUACUUUCCGAAGAUUUUGAACUCUGCUUUGAACCGGACGUUUUCAUCAAGACCGAAAGAUUUUGUUCCAAGUCACGUAAAUCGACCGGCAGAUGACGCGGUCGGAACUAUUUUGGAAGUUGAAACGUGGCUUCGUCGUUACUUCGAAGCUGUUGAUUCCGGUGCAGUACUAUUGCCAAAUGGUGAGCGGCUCACGUUGGACGAAACAACUGGCAUUGAUAUUAUUGGGAAUCUGCUGGAGAACACCAUCCUCUCGGUUAACAUUCCGCAUUACGGUAACAUCCACUCGCUGCUGCACGUAAUCAUAGCGUACAUCCACGAUCCGGACAACGUGUACCUGGAAGGGCCUGCUCCAAUGGGCGACACAGCUACGGCAAUGCGUGAUCCCGUGUUCUACCGCUUGCAUCUGUUUGUAGAUGAUCUGCUUGAACACUACAAACGAAAGUUGAUCCCGUACAGCAUGCAAGAGUUGGGAUUCCCUGGCAUCACCAUUCGAGAUGUUUCCGUUCAAAUCAGUACAGGGAAAGCUGCGGUUAAUCGUUUGCUAACCUACUGGCAACGAUCCCAGGUUGAUCUGGGUGUUGGACUCGACUUUGGUCCCCAAGGAAGCGUCCUGGCAACGUUCACUCAUCUUCAGCAUGCCCCGUUCGUCUAUCGGAUCAACGUGGUUAACGAUAUGCAGAAAAACAGACGUGGCACUAUUCGAAUCUUCCUCGCACCCAUUUACCAAGGAUUUGGUGAACCACUUACGUUCGACAAGCAGCGUCGCUCUGUCAUCGAGUUGGAUAAGUUUACGGUCAAUCUGAUCCCCGGGAUGAACAACAUCACGCGACGUUCGGACGAGUCGAGCGUGACGAUUCCCUUCGAGAGGAGCUUCCAACGCAAGGACGUGGCGUUCUUCCCUGGGACCGAACGUCAGCAGUUUUGUAACUGUGGCUGGCCGGAUCAUAUGCUGCUGCCGAAGGGAAACGCCGAAGGAGUGCCCUAUGAUUUGUUUGUCAUGGUUUCGGACUACAAAAAUGAUACCGUCAAUCAAAAGUUUGAUGAGACGGACUGCAAUGAUUCUCACUCGUAUUGCGGAUUACGAGAUCGACUUUAUCCGGAUCGUCGAGCCAUGGGAUUUCCAUUCGAUAGGACUGUGCCGAAGGACGUGCUUCAUAUGGAGGACUUUACGAAGCAGUUUUCCAACAUGAAACGAACGGUUGUGGAAGUUCGCUUCACUAACACGGUUAUCUCGAAAACGUAAUCACUGGACUAGCACAUGACAUGUUUGCUUUGAGACACAAUAAAUAU